This is a messenger RNA of Olea europaea var. sylvestris, 773 nucleotides long. Its product is annotated as NAC domain-containing protein 104-like. The record is from RefSeq and is a predicted model, not a curated record. Gene Ontology annotation, biological process: system development; regulation of DNA-templated transcription. Lineage: Eukaryota; Viridiplantae; Streptophyta; Magnoliopsida; Lamiales; Oleaceae. Gene Ontology annotation, molecular function: DNA binding. The coding region runs from base 75 to 629 and encodes 184 amino acids. The transcript has 3 exons.
UCUAUAUAUAUAUAUAUAUACCAUUCCCCACAACCCCACAUCUUCAUUUUCACUUCUGCAUAAGUACACACUUGAUGGGGGAUAACAAUUUCAACUUGCCACCUGGUUUUCGAUUCAAUCCUAGUGAUGAAGAGCUCGUUGUCCAUUUCCUUCAUCGAAAGGCCUCCCCUUUACCUUACCACCCUGAUAUCAUCCCUGAUCUUGACCUCCGUCCCUAUGAUCCAUGGGAACUAGAUGGCAAAGCAAUGCGUGAAGGUAACAAAUGGUACUACUACAGCAGGAGGACACAAACCAGAAUAACUGGUAGUGGAUAUUGGCAAUCUUUGGGUGUAGAUGAACCAAUAUACUCUAGUGCUGCCCAAAAAGUUGGCAUGAAGAAAUGUUAUGCAUUUUACAUGGGUGAAUCUCCACAGGGUGUUAAAACAAAUUGGAUAAUGCAGGAAUUUGGGUUCUCUGAUUCUUCUUCAUCAAGAAGAAGAAGUUCAAAGAUGGAAUAUAGUACAUGGGUGGUGUGUCGAGUGCAACAAUAUAACAACAAUAACGACGACGAUGAUAGUACAGAACUUUCAUGCUUGGAUGAAGUUUUCUUGUCGUUUGAUGAUCUCGACGAGAUUAGUUUGCCAAAAUAGAUACAAGAAAGUAGGGUCCAAAAUGGCAUACCCUUAAUGUAGAAUGUUUUAAAUAUGUCAAUCUUAGAAAAACAAAAAAAAACGUUGUAAUCAGUUCAUUAAAUGUAAUCUCUUCAAUGCAAAUCUAUGUUAUAUGUCUAUCAA